AUGAGGUUCCAGUGCAUGGCAGAACGAGGCCCGCAGCGGCUUAAUGUCAUGCACUCAGCCAAGGACCCGGGAGCGGGGAAGAUCCGGGACGUGGCCUCCUUCCGCCGCCACUUCCGGAUGGGCUUCAUGACCAUGCCGGCCUCGCAGGAGCACGCACCCCACCCCUGCACCAGCGGCAUGGCGCCCCGCUCCCUCUCCUGCCACUCGGUGGGCAGCGUGGAGAAUGGUGAGGGGGCCGCUGGCGCCAGGAAGCCCCCGGCCAAGCCCAAGCGCCACCCCAGCACCAAGCUCAGCAUGGCAGGCGAGGGGCGGGCGGCAGAGCCGUCCGGCAGCAAGAAAACCGGCCCCCAGAAGUCAUGCUCCGAGAGCCGGGAGCUGGGGCGCAAGGUGCCCCCCCAGAAGCCUAAGCGCAGCCCCAACACCCAGCUCUCGGUCUCCUUUGACGAGACCUACUCCAGCCGCCCCCUGGCGACCCCCACGGGUGGGGGGCCACCGCCGCGGUUCGGCCGGGCCUUUUCCCACGGCCACAGCAAGGGCUCAGACCCCGAGGACGAGGAGCCCGUCUAUAUCGAGAUGGUGGGGGACGUUUUGCGGGGCGCCGGGAGGCCCGCGGCGGGGGAGGAGGACUCCGAUGAGAGCGAGGCGAUCUACGAGGAGAUGAAGUACCCACUGCCCGAGGAGGCCAACGGCGUGCCCGCCUCCCCCCGCCCGCACCAGGCCUCCCCCUGCGACAUCCCCCCACCUUUCCCCAACCUGCUCCAACACCGCCCGCCCCUGCUGGCCUUCCCCCAGGGCACGGGGCACAAAGGGUACAAAGCGGGCACCCAGGACGCCUCCAAGCUCCCCGUGCCCUGCCACGCCAAGGAGGCGCCGGCUGCGCCCCAGCCGCCGGGGCACCCAGCCCUGGUGCCCUCCGGCCGCGCCCGCAGCCACUCCACCCCGCUACCCCCGCAGCCGGCCGGGCAGCAGAAGGCGGAGAAGGAGCUGCCCAGUUCCCACAGCAUGAUCUGCCCCCCAGCCAAGCCGCUGCCCUCCAUGCUGCCCGUGCCGCAGCCGGCCAAGGACAAGCCGGCGGUGUCCUACACCAUGGUGUACUCGGCUGUCAAAGUCACCACCCACUCGGGGCUGCCAGCCGAGCAGAAGACGGAGAAGGAGAUCUCGGUGCUGCACGGCAUGCUGUGUGCCCGGCCGGCCACCGUGCCCGUGGGCAAGCCGGCCCCGCGCCCCGCGCCGCCCCUGGGCAUGCUGUGGACUUACCCAGCCCCCUGUGGGGGGAUGAAGCGCCCGCCGGCCUACGAGAGUGUCAAAGGGGCCGGGGCCGGGGCCAAGGCGGCGGCGGCGCCCGUGGUGAAGUUCCAGCUGCAGGACCGCGGGGCCUUCGCCAGCAUCGCCUGCUCCCACGUGGUGGCUGGCGCCGACGAGGAGACGCUGGGCGUGGGGUGGGCGCUGCAGCGGAAAGGUCUCUACGCCAACCGGAAAGGCAAGGAGCCAGAGAAGCCCGCCGAGGGCACCCGGGUCUGGAACGGCAGCGGCGAGGCGCAGUUGAAGCUGGACAGGGAGGAGAAAGCCCUGGCGGGGACCUCGCUGUCGGGGAUCCCUGUGCGGGCCCCGGGACCCGAGGGAAUGGUGCCCAAGAUGCCGGGCUGCCGAACGGGGCUGCCUGUGCCAUGCCAGACCUUCCCUGCCUGCCACCGCAACGGAGACCUCACUGGAGGUUACCGCCUGGGCCGGUCGGCUUCCACCUCUGGGGUGCGACACACCGUGAUUCACACACACAGGCCGUGCAGCCACCCCAAAGACGCAGCCAGCCUGGGCCUGCCGCCCCUGCCCGGGGUGGCGCCGGGCACCCAGGAGCGGGACGGGAAGCUGCUGGAGGUGAUCGAGCGGAAGCGCUGCGUCUGCAAGGAGAUCAAGGCCCGGCACCGGCCCGAGCGCAGCCUCUGCAAACAGGAGAGCAUGCCCAUCCUCCCCAGCUGGCGCCGCACCACGGACACCCGCAAGGCGGGCACGCCGCCCUGCCGGCGCCAGCACACGGUGCUGUGGGACACGGCCAUCUGA
Molecule: messenger RNA, 2058 nt
Organism: Terrapene triunguis (Three-toed box turtle)
Lineage: Eukaryota; Metazoa; Chordata; Testudines; Emydidae
Gene: NYAP1
Product: neuronal tyrosine phosphorylated phosphoinositide-3-kinase adaptor 1
Exons: 6
Coding region: 1-2058 (685 amino acids)
Biological process (GO): phosphatidylinositol 3-kinase/protein kinase B signal transduction; neuron projection morphogenesis
Source: RefSeq, a predicted model, not a curated record